Molecule: messenger RNA, 1118 nt
Organism: Fusarium vanettenii 77-13-4
Lineage: Eukaryota; Fungi; Ascomycota; Sordariomycetes; Hypocreales; Nectriaceae
Exons: 3
Coding region: 103-876 (257 amino acids)
Source: RefSeq, a predicted model, not a curated record
AAACGCCAGAACGUGGGGAUUUACCAGAUCUCUUUUGGCAUCGAAAUAUUCAAGUAUCUUUUCCAAAUUUAUCGGCUCUUCUUUUUCUCGGCUUGCGGUAAAAUGUCCGCCGACAAUUCAUCAAGACUCGAUGAACCAGCCGAGAGGAUGACUCUCCUUGGUCAGCGCAAACGGGAUACUAGCCCAGCAGCGCUCGACGCGACCGUUGCUCUUGCUCGCCAAGGUGACUUCGUCUCCCAUCGGCUGGAGGUCCUAAUUUCCAAGUGUCAAACCGAUGGCGAGAUCGACCGUGAGCUGUGGGACGAUUUGGAAAUCCACCGUCGCUCCGCGAACACGUACAUUGAUCAGUACCUCGACUCUUUACAGCAGGUACACGAAGGGCGUCGCAAUGUCUACGAGGUUGAAGAUGUUCAUGAUGAGGCUCUUCCUACGGACCUAGCUGUGCGAAACCCAAAUUCAGGAGCGUCGUCCAUGACGAGAGUUGAGUGGCGGCUCAAAAUCUCCAGUGACAGUCUUGCGCGUGACCUGCUAGCCAUGCACGAGACUCUCGAGUUUCUCAAGAGGAGAAUUCCCAAGCCGAGCAAAUGCAGUCGUUCCAUCGGCGCGUUGUCGGUUUCCGCAUCUAUAGUGGUGAUCAUGUGGAGUGACUGGUACCCCGUGGAAGCACUGAGCCUUUUGACAUUGAACAUGGCCAGCCUUGCGGUCUACUACUCCUCGCCAGUAAUGCGGGAAUGGCUCAGGACGGAGUCUAUCGAGCGCUACCAAGGGAAGGUUGAAGCUUUGCUGAGGCGUCUGAAGAAAAAUGAGUUAGACGAAGAGGACCGGGAGGGUCUUUCCGGGAUGUGGUGUUGGAUGGUAGAACAGUUUAGGAAGUAGAAGUGGGAGGAAUGUGUUUUUUGUUGUAGUUGAAGCCCGGCCCCAGUUGGGAUAACUGAGGCAAAAGCUCAUAGAAGUGGGAGUCAGUGAGACAACUCAUAAAGUUAGCCUACAUUUCUAGUCACAACGGAGCCCUCCUUGGAGAACGAUUUCCAUGUCACUUGGCGCUCUUAUGUCAAUAAUCCAAUGGUAGAGAUCCGACCGCUGUGAAGCUUAACACGCAAGAUUAGUUGAUGCAAAAA